AUGGGAUCUAACUGGGAAAGGUAUUCAGAUAAGAGACCCCGGUUCAUCAGGAGAGGAGACCUCAUCCCGGAAGCCAAGGGUUGGUUUGAGCUUGUGAGACGAUCUAUCCUUCCAGCAGCAAACAAUUCUGAGGUCAAUAUUACUCAAGCUACCAUGGUACACUGCUUGAUAAAGGGUGGAAGCAUCAAUGUGCACGAAAUUAUAGCUGAAGGAAUCCAAGAAUCAGCCGAGAAGAAGGAUUCAGGUGCUAGACUUUGGUACCCCAGCACCAUCCUUAGAUUAUGCAUGAAAGCCAAGGUAGUCUUUGAGGACAGCAAUCCAACUUGGAUAGGUCUUGGGAGAUCACUUACACUCCAACGCAUAACCCAUGUGACUCCAGCUCAACAGCAGAAAAGACCCCAUCUAAGGAAGAGGACAUCAGAAGAAGCACAAGAGGAAGAGCCUCUCCAAGGAGAACCCCAACCCACGGAAUAUCGUCAAGAAGGAUAUCAUGACCCAACCAACAUCAACUUGGGUCACAUCCGAGGAGCCAUUGAUGAUUUGUCAAGGAUAUACAUGGAAGGACAAGAACAACAAAUGCAACUUCAAUCUCAGAGAAUGGAUCGGCAAAAGGAAAUGCUAACAAAUUGGAUGAAUCAACAAAAGGAAUGGCAGAAACAGCUAAUGGAACAUCAACAAGAGCACUAUUCCCAGCUUACUCAAGCCAUCAACCAAGUGUCUGAAAGGCAAGAAAGCCAAGAUAAAUGCCUCCAGAAACUCAAUCAACGCCAGAUAAAUCAGAUGAAAGCAUUCAACGAAUUUAGUGUGCUAAAUGAAAGAAGGCAACUGCAUCGAGAAGAAUUCAACAUCAACACUCAGGCAAAGUUAAACUAUGUGGUUGAGCAUAUGCAUCACCUGCACCCUGACAUCCCAAGCUAUGAGACAGUUCGCAAGAACUUAACUGAACAAGAGGAAGGGAAGGUGAAACAGCAAAAGGAAGCAUUAAAGAAGAAGAUGGAGGAUGCCGGUUUCUGGAAAAAGUUAAUGGGGAAGCGCAAGGGGAAUGGACACUCAAUUGUCAAAGAUGUUGGUAGAAAUGACCUUGCUACUUUAAUUGAUAGUUCACAGGAAGUGGCUAAGAAGUCCUUGGAAAAAGCUACAGAGUGUGUGAGAUGCCUUGAGGAAGAUAUGGCAAAGGCUAGAGAGAAUAUGAAGUUCGGUUUUGAUGCAACUCUUAGAAAUUGUAAUGCAUUAUGGAUUAUGAAGCUGAUUCUAUGUAAAUGA
Messenger RNA from Arachis duranensis, 1263 nucleotides. RefSeq lists its product as uncharacterized. Bases 1 to 1263 code for a protein of 420 amino acids. The record is from RefSeq and is a predicted model, not a curated record. Lineage: Eukaryota; Viridiplantae; Streptophyta; Magnoliopsida; Fabales; Fabaceae. The transcript is spliced from 4 exons.